GCGAUGCACGCACUUUGUUGAAGAAGUGACUGUUCUACGGGGUGGUUAUCAAAAUGUUCAUUGUGAGGCUGAUCUUUCUCGUCCAUGCAGUUUUUGUAAGUCUCAAGGCUGAACCCGAUGACAUGCUCCACUCUCUUACCAGGAAUGUAAGCCAAGGCAUCCUGCAAGAAAACUUUACAGGGUUGUCUUCAACUGUAUCAGGCAGAGCUACAAAGGCCCGUCUGUCCAAGGGAGAUACCUGCCACAGCGACGCUGAUUGCGGAAGCGAGUUAGCCUGUCUCCAGGACGGCCCAGAUUCAAAAUCGGGAUAUUGCAACUGUCCGCGUUUGAACCCAGUGUACAUUUACACAAACAGCGGCUACGCAUGUGUACCAGGCAAGAAGCUGAAUGAGGAUUGUUUAGCGAGUGUGCAAUGCGAAGCGAGUAAUUCUUUACUGAAGUGCAACAAAAAUAUAUGCAGCUGCCCUUCACCCAACUUCCUCAACCUCAAAGACAUCUGCGUUCAAAGAAGCGGAUAUGGCAGGAGUGCGUUAAUAUUGACUUCGAUCUUUCUGCUUCUAGCCUUCUCAGCAGCUGGUAUUAUUCUUUGCGUACUCAACACGACGAGCACCGGAAAAUGUCAAAUCACGACGUCGGAGUCACGUCUUCUAGAAAAUUCCGCCGAAUCUGAGAGCCGGUUUCCAAGGCACCGCCUCCGCCACCCGCUAUACCCGCCGAAUCCUGCUCAGCAGCGGAUGCUCUUCUCCAGAUGCAAAGCCAAGAGGAAAUCCAUUCCGCACGCAGAUACCAUUGUGUCCGAUAACAUCUUAACAACAUUCUGUUGUAAAUCACCCCCCGAGGCAUGUCAAAGGCGGUUCUUGUCUUGCCACCAGUUCAGACAGCUACCAGGAGGGCGAGGCGAGAAUGUUUCUAGACAGUGCUUCAGCGACGGAUCAGCGAGUAGCAGCAACGACGGCGGUUUCGAGCACACCACAGACAACAGUGGCAAUACUAUUACCGAAGGAUCUUCUAGGUCACCUUUCAAGUUGUCGUCACGAUUGUUCCGGGCUACAGUCAGCCGAUCGAAGACGAGUCCAACAUCGAAAGCUGAACAGGAGGAACGGGAGCGACCAAGACAGCCAACAUAUUCCUUGCCGGUCAUGCACAAUGCUGAAGGUAACCAACCUAAACGGGAAGAUAGCAUGGUGCUAGAAGUAAUCCCUCUUGGAGAUCUCCACUGUAUGUCAGCGUUAUCUGUCGAGCUAUCCCAUUCCCUGUCAGACCUGCCGUCUGUGCACCUGAUUCCUCCCAGAAGCGUUGAUGAAAAAUCGGCUGCACGAAGCGCUUUGGCGGUUGGCGAGAAGUGCGGCACGAUUAAUAUCUCGAGUGCCUCUCCUUCACGUCAAGUAGACGUCGAUGGUGCCUCGAUAAACACAACUCCUGGCAGGGCUUCGACGAUAUCUCGCGCAUCUGAGAACGCCGACCCGGAACUAACUCCACCAGAACGCUUUUCAGACUUCUCAUUGCCAGAACGUACGAAUACGCUUCGACAUCCAGUUUUGGGCCACGCUCUCUACCUAACAAUCCCAGAUGAAGACACUCCGUCACCUCCAGAUCGUCCGGUGUCUGUCUCCAGCAUGGUAUCAAAAUUAAAAAGCCGUUCACCUGACGCACUGAGCAGAGUCUCAAAGGAAGAUACCGAUAAUCCUGCGCAUCAUUGUGCAAUGCUGAAUAAACCAGCAGUGAGCCCUGUGUUGACUUCAAACGCGUGCGAAGGAGGACAUUAUUUGACCGAGUACCCUUCAGCCGAAAUCGCCACAAGGAAGUGCGAGGACCUUAACCGGGCGACCCAGCUGGACCACGAACAUGCGCAAAUGGAAGGCUCGGGCAUAGCGUCGUACGGUUUCAGCAUCGAAACAUCUACGAUGACGCAGAGCCCCAGUUGCAUCGAAUAUGGCGACCCUCAGCCCGAGGCACGGCUCGUCGAUUUGCCUGGAGCAGCGUUGACGGUACCGAUCUACGAGAGAACUCGCGGUCGUCUAUCGGUUUCUCGUUCAAGCUGUGGCGGAGACCGGCAGGACGAGAUUCGGCGACAGAUAUCGGCGUACCUUCAGAGAGACCUGGCCGAUGCCUUGUUGUAUGCUGACAUGUGUCCUGCUGGAUAUCCGGACCCGAGCCCUCGAGUAGGGGUGCUUAGCAUUGGCCUGGUGAGUGAGCGUGCCCUACCGCAAAUGUCUUUCCAAUUGUAUGAAGACAGACUAUGGUCGAGCCUCAACACACUCUUCAGGAGCGUAUCCGAAACGUCGGAUACUGUUUGGCUGUCGUACACGGCGAACAACAGUGUACCCAAGGAAGACGAUUGUUUAGACAUGCAGUCCUCGCAUGAGUGAGGUCCCAGAAAUAUAUUAAAUAGGCCCGUUCGAACACGAG
Molecule: messenger RNA, 2409 nt
Organism: Ornithodoros turicata
Lineage: Eukaryota; Metazoa; Arthropoda; Arachnida; Ixodida; Argasidae
Exons: 6
Coding region: 54-2369 (771 amino acids)
Source: RefSeq, a predicted model, not a curated record